This is a messenger RNA of Diospyros lotus (date-plum), 1653 nucleotides long. RefSeq lists its product as uncharacterized. The coding region runs from base 142 to 1329 and encodes 395 amino acids. The record is from RefSeq and is a predicted model, not a curated record. NCBI's taxonomy places the organism in Eukaryota, Viridiplantae, Streptophyta, Magnoliopsida, Ericales, Ebenaceae. The transcript has 5 exons. Gene Ontology annotation, cellular component: mitochondrial outer membrane. Gene Ontology annotation, molecular function: ATP hydrolysis activity; ATP binding.
CCUAUUUCUGCCCCCCUUCUUCUAUUUCUUUGGAACCCUAGCUUUUCCAUAGAGUUGCAGAGACGCAAGUCGGAAUAUAUAUUUAUAUAUAUAUAUAUAUAUAUACACGCAUAUAUAUAGAUAUUGUUGAGGUUGCACAAGAUGGACGGCGGUCCAGAGGCGAAGCUCUUGUACAAGCUGAUUUCGUACGCAGCGAGCGCGGCUCUGAGCUGCCUGGUCUUGUUCGUGGGGCUUCGAACGCUUGAUCCCAACCGUGAUGCCUCCAAGAAAGGGCUCGAACAGAAGAAGCAGAUUGCGAAGCGUUUGGGCCGUCCUCUCAUCCAAACCAAUCCCUACGAGGAUGUAAUAGCAUGUGAUGUAAUAAAUCCUGACCACAUUGAUGUGGAAUUCGAUUCUAUUGGAGGGUUGGAAACUAUUAAACAAGCUUUAUAUGAAAUGGUGAUUCUUCCACUGCGGAGGCCUGAGCUAUUUGCACAUGGGAAGCUUUUCAGCCCCCAAAAAGGGGUAUUGUUGUAUGGACCACCUGGCACUGGAAAGACCAUGCUUGCCAAAGCCAUCGCGAAGGAAUCUGGAGCUGUUUUUAUUAAUGUGAGAAUAUCAAAUCUAAUGAGCAAAUGGUUUGGUGAUGCUCAAAAGCUUGUGGCUGCUGUCUUCAGUUUGGCCUAUAAACUCCAGCCUGCUAUCAUAUUUAUUGAUGAGGUUGAUAGUUUUUUGGGCCAGCGUCGCACAUCAGACCAUGAGACAAUGACAAACAUGCAGACUGAGUUCAUGGCUUUAUGGGAUGGUUUCACCACAGACCAGAAUGCUCGGGUGAUGGUUCUUGCUGCAACAAACCGUCCAUCAGAACUUGAUGAAGCUAUCCUUCGCCGUUUUUCUCAGGCCUUUGAGAUUGGCAUGCCUGACCACCAAGAGAGGGUGGAGAUACUAAGAGUGAUUUUGAAGGGCGAGAGGGUUGAAGCAGACAUUGACUUUGACCAUAUAGCUGAUUUGUGCGAAGGCUAUUCUGGUUCUGAUCUCCUUGAUCUCUGUAAAAAAGCAGCCUAUUUUCCCAUUAGGGAGCUACUUGAUGCUGAGAAGAAAGGGAAGAAGUCGUCACUUGAACCAAGGCCAUUGUCACAGUUUGAUCUUGAAAAAGUUAUCGCCACCUCAAAACAGACGAGGGUUUCUGCAAGCGAAUACAAAAGGCUAAAGUAUCAAUCGCCAGGAUGGUCUGGGAAUCGGGAGGCAGGUGAUUAUAACGUACAGGCAGCAAUCGGUGAGCUUUCUAAGCUGGUGGUUUCCCAAAUUUUGAACCAUCAACCAGAUGCUGAAGAUCCGCAGGAAGAGUAGCCUCCUCCGAACCCUUUCAAGCAGGAGUUUUGGUUGGUUGUAUAAUUACGCCCUAGUAUUAAUUUGCUAACAGAAGCUGUGGUCUUCAAGUUGGGGGGGCGGCGGCGGCGGCAUUGGGCCAUUCUUAAGAUUUCUAGAUUAUCCAAAUUUGAUAUAUGACUGCUGGCAUAUUGAAUUGUACGCGAUAUAUUUCAUGUUGUUCAUAGCUCGAGGAAAAGCCAUUUGUGAUUUUGCCUAAGUUAUAAUUCUUGAUCGAGCACUGGAAUUCCCAUCCCUUUCUAUUUUGAUAUACAUCAUCGUUGGAGUAGUAGUAAUUCCUAUAAA